Molecule: messenger RNA, 5891 nt
Organism: Hemiscyllium ocellatum (epaulette shark)
Lineage: Eukaryota; Metazoa; Chordata; Chondrichthyes; Orectolobiformes; Hemiscylliidae
Gene: brd9
Product: bromodomain containing 9
Exons: 17
Coding region: 272-2257 (661 amino acids)
Biological process (GO): regulation of transcription by RNA polymerase II
Cellular component (GO): nucleus
Source: RefSeq, a predicted model, not a curated record
CUCGACGGAAGGGGGAGGGGAGGGGGCGGGGAGGCGACGCAAAGUUGACAAGUUUCAUUAAUCAAAGGUUGGAAAUUAUUCAGAAUCGUUGAAUCGUACUGUAUUGAUUUUAAAAUCGGUGCCCCUCAGGAGGUCUCCCUUCCCUUCCCUCCCCACGGGAAGCAGACGCCAGGCGAGUCUCGCUCCUGUCGACGAGGCGCCGUUGGGCGCGCGAGGUUGCGCAGAAUCGGCGGCUCGAGGCGGGUGCGCUGUCGCUGGCGGCCGCCUGGACAUGGGGAAGAAGCACAAGAAACACAAGUGCGAGUGGCGCUCCUACGAUGGCUUUGUUGAUAAACCUCCUGAAAAGCCACUUAAGCUGGUACUGAAGGUGGGAGGAAGUGAAGUUACUGAGCUCUCUGGUUCAGGCCACGAUUCCAGCUAUUAUGAUGACCGGUCUGAUCAUGAGAGAGAACGGCACAAAGACAAGAAAAAAAAGAAGAAAAAGAAAUCAGAAAAAGAUAAACACAUUUCAGAUGAAGAACGUAGGAGAAGGAAAGAAGAGAAGAAGCGAAAACGUGAAAAAGAACAUUUAGACAGUGAGGCUGAUGCAGAUGAGUUUGAUCCAGGAAAAAGGAUUGAAGUUGAACCCCCAACAGAUCGACCAGUCCGAUCAUGCAGGACAAAGGAACAAGUGGAAAGUGAGAAUACACCUCUGCAGCAGCUAUUGGAGCAUUUUUUGCGCCAGUUACAAAGGAAAGAUCCUCAUGGAUUUUUUGCGUUCCCUGUUACGGAUAGCAUUGCACCUGGUUAUUCUAUGAUAAUCAAACAUCCAAUGGAUUUCAGCACAAUGAAAGAUAAAAUCCUAGCAAAUGAAUAUAACUCUAUUACAGAAUUUAAGGGUGACUUCAAACUAAUGUGUGAUAAUGCAAUGACUUACAACCGGCCUGAAACGGUGUACUAUAAGGCAGCAAAGAAGCUUCUUCAUACAGGAUUUAAGAUGAUGAGUAAAGAACGUCUGUUAGCUUUGAAGCGCAGCAUGACAUUCAUGCAGGAGAUCGAUUUUUCUCAGCAGGCAGCACUGUUAGGGGAUGAAGAUAUAGCACAAGAGGAAACUGUUGCAGAAGUUACUGUAGCACCUGUUGAAACAACAACCAAGAAAUCCAAGAAACAAAUUAAAGAAGUCAUAAGUUACUUGUAUGAGCCAGAAGGGAAUGCAUGCAGCUCGACAGACAGUACAGCUGAAGAACAUGUCCUAGCCUUGGUGGAACAUGCAGCAGAUGAAGCUCGAGACAGAAUUAGCAGAAAUGCAGCCAAUAGCAAGAUUGGCUAUCUCAAAAAGGAGGGUGAAGGGCCUCUGCUUUUUGCUGUUGUAAACCAGUCAGAUCCAGAAACGGAAGAGGAAGAGGUUCACCCAGUCGAUCUAAGUUCCCUUACAACUAAACUUCAACCAGGUAUUAAUACUAUGGGAUUUAAAGAUGACAGGAGGAAUAAAGCUUUAUCAGUUACGUACCUGAACUGUGUGUAUACAGCACAGUCCAUAGAAAACAAUACCAUCUUCCCUAACCUUACCCCAGAGGAGACUGAGUUGCUGUAUUCUACAUAUGGAGAAGAGACUGGGGUGCAGUGUGCCUUAAGUUUACAAGAAUUUGUUAAAGACUGUGGGAGUUCCACAAAGAAAAUGGUGGAUGAUUUGUUGAAUCAGAUCACUGCAGGAGAACAUUCCAAAGCUGUCUAUCAUUUAUCACAGAAAAGAAAUGUUGAACAAAAAGCAAGUAAAAAUAUUGAUAUGAGUCUUGACGUUCAGGCUCCAGCAAUUUUCAUUAAAGAGGAACCUAAACUGCAGCCUGCCUGUUCAGAAGCAUCUAAACCAUUAAUGGCCGGAGGGGCAAAUGGUAGUGCAGGUGACAACCGGACUGGCUUGGAUUUCAUCCCUGUAAAGUCUUAUUCUGAUGUCUCCUUGGAUAUUUCUUUAUUGAACUCACUAGGGAAAGUAGUGAAGAAGGAACCUGAUCAUGAUGAUAACCAGAGAAAUCUGGAUGAGACCACCAAGUUGCUGCAGGACUUGCAUGAGGCUCAGACAGAACGUGUUGGUUCCCGACCUUCCUCAAACCUCAGCUCAAUCUCCAGUAACUCCGACCGCGAGCAGCACCACCUAGGGAGUCCUCCACACCUGAGUGUUGGCGAACAGGGAGAUCUGGUCCAAGACUUCCAUGAAUUCCUUCAGUCUCCGAGUAAUGCAGCUGCAGGCAGCUUGAACCGGAGUAGUGAAAAUUCCUAGUAUGCUUACUCUAGUAAAAGUGGGCCAUCCUAUUAAGCAGAAGAACAGAUUCUUCCUUUUUACUUACAGACCUGAGAAUAUGCAAGAGACCUUCUAACAGCUUUCAAAUAUAAAAUGGACAUUUUUUAACUUCAGUCUGCUGCAACUUAGGAAGUCUCCAGUUAUCCGUUCAGUGCGCUUUGAAUGAACAGAAGUAUUGGAUCAUGCAACAGAAUGUUCAGUCUACAUAACUCACAAGUGUAUAUGCCAUAUGAAUUGAGAAAUUUUCCCUUGGUUUUGUCAGGUAGGUGUAUUGUAGCAGUUUUCAAAGUCUGUACAGUUUUUAAAGAUAGUUUUGUAUAUUGAAUUCUUCAGUCUUAAUCUUGUUCACAAUUGUCAAUAGUGUGCAUUCUUGAGCAUCGGUUCACCUCAAAAACUUCGUUAAGUUUUUAUGCUUCUUUGGGACAAUGACACUCAAUGAAUAUUUCACAUCAGCCUGGACCAGUGUUAAGUCAGCUGAGAAAAGAUACAACAAAGCUCAAAGAUUUCAUAAGUAUAAAAGCAAAAUACAUUGGACGCUGGAAAUCUGAAAUUAAAAGCAGAAAAUGAGAGAGACGCUCAGCAGGUCCAUCAGCGUUUUUAGAGAGAAGACAGUGGACAUUUCCAGUCGAGUGACCUUCUCACCAAAAAUGGAUUCUCAAGAAGGAUUCUGAUUUCCUCUUUUUAACACAACAGGGCUGUGUCUUCAAGAUUUGUACAUAUCUUACAAAGGUAAAUGAGAUGGUGACCACCAACUUGGUUUGCUGUGGCUUUAGCAUUAAGUUGAAUGGCAACUUAUUUAAACACGUGUAUAUAAUAAGAUUUUAAAAAGUAUACCAGUGAACUUAUCGAAUCUGGCUAACAAAAUAUUAUUAACAGGUGAUCAAAACUGCUGGAAUUGUGAUGGACUUUUCAGAUAUGUUAUUGGUUAGUCGAAUUUACAUAUGCUUUCUCAUUUACUACGGUGUCUCUGUCUUGGUAUUGUUGACUUCUGAUUUCCACUGCUCUGCUUUAUUUUUGGCAUUUCCAACUUGGCCAUUUGAGGCCUAACUCUCUUUUGAGGUCUGCAAAGUCUGCAAGUUGGUUCAGCAACUGGAAGAGCAAAUCUGAAUCUGUCCAGUUUUAUCAUUAAUUUAAAUAGAGGAAAAGGAGGUUGCCUUUUACAAACAUAUACUCUGACCAAUUUCCAAGUUCUAAGAAUAUUUCUCUUACAUUUUCAAAGCUUAUCUGUCCCUGGCACAGCACUUUGUUUCACUCUUUCACUGUCCUGCAGUUUAUUCAACUAAAUUACUUGGGAAGCUUACUGGACACAGUAUUGGUCUUGUUAAUGAUUUAAGACGAUUCACUGAAAUCAACACAUGUUGACAUGUCAAUAUACCAUUGUAUUGACUGUACUAAUUCAUUGCUUUCCUUUGUUCCCAACACCAGUUUUUCACUACUGUUCUGUAUACUCUCAAUUCUUUACAAACACAAUCCAAGCUUAGAUAUGCUGAAAUGUGACCCUUGUAAAUUUCAUAGUUCAAGUGAACAAUGAUAUCACGUGCCCUCCAUCACAGUUUCUGACAAUGUGCUUAUAAGUAAUAGUUUUUAUUUGAUAAAUAUUUAUAAAUUAUAAUUUGUAGAAAAAUAGAAUGUCUUUGUAACCUGUAUAUUGUGAAUUUUAAUUUUUAUUGGAAUAAUAUUUGAAGGAGAGUCUCUGAUUAUAAAACGAUUGCAAAGAAAGAAAACGUUAUGUGACAAACAUUAAAUUUUCAAACAUUUAGUCAGCCUAGCUUGGUUAUGACCAAACUAUUGUUUCCUUUCUAUUUUGGAAAUUUAUUUCCGUGUCAUUUAUGAAUCCUCAAGCACCAAGCACCACCUACAAGCUCUCCCCUUAACCAGCAUCUACAUUCUGGAGAUUACCGUUUGAAAGAAACUGAAUUGGUUUACCAUACAAAUUCUAUCUACAGUGGUAAAUCAGAGGCUGGGUACGUGCAGCAAAUAACAGACCUCCUAACUCCCUAACAUUUGUCACCAUCCACAAGGCACAAGCCAGGAGCAUAAUAGAAUGCUGCCACAAUCCUGGGUGAGUGCAGCUCCAACUGCACAGAAGAAGCUCGACACCAUCUGGGAUAAAAUAGCUACAUGAUUGACAUUCAGCACCUUUUAAUAUUCAUUGCCUCCAUCCCCUACUGCACAGUGGCAACAGUGUGUACCAUAUACAAGAUACGAUGCAACAACUCACCAAGGAUUCUUCAACAGCACCUUCUGAAUGCCAAAUCUCUAAUAUAUAGAAUGACUAUAGUAAAUACAUGGGAAGACCCACCACCUGCAAGUUCUCUUUCCCCUAAACCAUCCUACGUUGGUUUGGAAUUAUCAGGUUCGUUCUUUGUGGCUGGGUCAAAGUCCUGGAACUCCUGGUGUACUGCUGGUAUACUGAACUGCAGACUGUUGUGGUUCAAGCAGGCAACUCGUUACCACAUGCUCCAAGUCAAUUAAUGAUGGGUAACAAAUGCUGACUUAGCCAGAAAUACCUAUAUCCUAUGGGAGAAAAAUGUAGUGACUCUUUUUAACUCCAAUUUUGUACCAUGCCAAACUAUUUUAUCUGUAAUUCAGCUCUGGUUUUGGCACACCAGCUAGAUUGCUUCUGUAAAUUUUCAGUUCCACAAGGUAAGUUUUUUUUUAAAUAAUGCAGUUCUAAGACUGUAAUUACUGGGAUUACUUGAAACAUAAUUGCUGUGCAUGAAAAUUGGCACCAAAAUUUUUUUUUUUUUAGAAAAUGUGCCUUUUUGAUUUUCAUGUAGAAUUUAGAAUUAAAUAUUUUCAAUCCAAAUUUGUUACAAACAUGUAAAACCUGUAAAGUACUUUUUCUUUAAGUAUUGAUAUGAAAUGGAGCAUCCUAGUUGUAAUUUUUGAAAUAUUCUGUGUGAAGUUACUGACAGGGCUUUAUAUACUUAUCUCCUGUAUACAUUAUGUAAGAUUUUUAAGUCAGCUGGUCUCAGUGCUGCUACUUACUUGUGCUUCUGAAUCAGAAUGUUGAGUUUCAGCCCCAGUGAACGACUUAAGCACAUAAACUAGGCUAAUGCUUCACUGUUUUGCCAAGGCAGUAUUGCAUUGCCUGAGGUAUCAUUAUUGACAUGAGACAUCAAACCAAGGUCCUGUUUGUUGUUAAGAUCCGUGGUGCUAUCAUCUGUUUAGUUCCAAAUCUUCCUGGCCUACAUUUACCCUUUAAUGAAUGCCACUAAAACAAACCUAUUAGUCAUUUAGUCCUAUGUCUUAUAGUCUUAUUAAGAUCUCAGUGCAUACUAGUAUGCAUGAGUGGAGUGACUAUACUUCAAAACUAAUUCCUUGGCUGUGAACUACUUUUUGGGGAAUCCUGGAGAUGUAAAUGAUAUUGCAUAUCUUAAGAUUCACAAAGAUCAUGACUAACCUUUCAGUUACAUUAUGUAUUGCUGAAGACAGCGAACAUUUUCACUCGAUUGAUUAUCUCCUUGCCUCAGUGCUUUCUUGCAACAGGAUGUGGUUAAAAUAUUUUGCUGCAUUUUGAAAUGUACAUAUGAAUUCCACAUUUGAGGAAGGAGUUUAGUCAGCAAGUAUCUGAAUGCCUCUAAUUUGCACUGUUGUUUGUGUAUCUGAA